Messenger RNA from Dreissena polymorpha, 1695 nucleotides. RefSeq lists its product as uncharacterized. Gene Ontology annotation, molecular function: aspartic-type endopeptidase activity; nucleic acid binding; zinc ion binding. NCBI's taxonomy places the organism in Eukaryota, Metazoa, Mollusca, Bivalvia, Myida, Dreissenidae. The coding region runs from base 1 to 1695 and encodes 564 amino acids. Gene Ontology annotation, biological process: proteolysis. The record is from RefSeq and is a predicted model, not a curated record. The transcript has 2 exons.
AUGCUGGAUCUCUCUGCCGCUUUCGACAACAUCGACCACAUAACCCUUUUAAACCGCCUCGAACAACAGUUUGGCUUUGCUGAAAAACCACUACAGUUGGUUGCUUCCUACCUAUCUGACCGCUUCCAAACGGUGAGAAUUGACGGCAAGGUAUCAGAACCAGUGCUGCUGAACUUCAGCGUACCCCAGGGAUCUGUCACUCACCUUAGUCCAAAGCCGCUGAUCAUUGCCGAACGUUUUCGAUUUCAUAAACGAAAUCAGGCGACGGGGGAAUGUAUCAAGGACUAUGUAGCGACAUUAAGGAAGUUGGCGGAAUUUUGUAACUUUGGCAACAACCUUAACGACACAUUAAGGGACAGAUUCGUUUGCGGUCUUCGUGAGGAAACAACACAACGGAAGUUGCUUUCAACAGUUGACCUUACAUUCGCUAAAGCAAUAGAAAUUGCAACUGCUAUGGAAACAGCGACCAAGGACGCCGCAGAACUUAAGUCGUCGGCAGCUACCGGAAGUGUACACCGGAUUGCUAACCGUAAACACACAAAGACAAGACUACCGCCUAAAAGGGAAACGGUGCAAGUUACUUCUAAACCGAACUGUAUUCACUGUGGGAAGAACAACCAUGUGUCACAAAAAUGUCGCUUGAAAAAUGCCGUAUGUCACUUCUGCAAGACAAAAGGACACAUUCAGAAAAUAUGUCCCAAAAUGAAACACGUCAAUGCAAUGAACACCACAGAUAAUAACAAUGUUUUGAUUAUUAAUUCUGUGAACCGUGGAGACAACAAAAUAACAGUGUCACCUGAAAUUGACGGACAUAUAUUCAGAAUGGAAGUUGACACAGGAUCGGCGGUGACAUUAAUGUCGGAAAUUGAUUUCCGAAAACGGUUCGGAAAUGUACCACUAGAUCCCGCGAAAUCAGAACUUAAGACGUACUCCGGGGAAAUCAAUAAACAAGUAGGUACCAAGGUUGUAACAGUAAAGUACAAUGGACAAUCAACACAAUCACGGCUUUGUGUGAUUCAAGGCACUGGUCCUAUGUUGUUCGGGAGAGACUGGCUAACGGCUAUCAAGUUAGACUGGCAACGCAUUGUUCCCGUAAACGUGAUCGAAAGAGAUAUUGUUAAAGACAGACUAAACACGAUUUUGAAAAACAAUGCAAUUGUUUUCGAUGAAGGUAUCGGAAAAGUGAAGGACAUAAAAGCCAGGUUAACAUUGAAAGAAGACGCGUCACCCAGAUUCUUGAAAGCAAGGACAGUUCCGUACUCUAUGAAACCGAAAAUAGAGCGUGAACUCGACAGCCUUGAACGGCAAGGUAUUAUUUCGAAGGUAAAUACCAGCAGAUGGGCAACGCAAAUCGUUCCAUUAUUGAAAAGCAACGGACAGGAUGUUCGAAUUUGUGGAGACUUUAAAGUGACAGUCAACCAAGCACUUGAAAUUGACAAAUACCCCCUACCAAGGAUCGAGGACAUCUUCGCGAAUCUGUCACACGGACAGAAAUACUCGAAACUGGAUCUUCGCCAGGCGUAUCUCAAACUUGAGGUCGACGACGACAGCAAGGAAUUGUUGACCAUUAACACUCAUCAAGGGCUGUAUCGGUACAACAGAUGUGCGUACGGAAUAUCGUCACUUCACGCACAAUUGACCAGAUACUUCAAGGAAUACCUGGAGUGCAAUGCAUUCUUGAUGACAUGGUCGUGA